This is a messenger RNA of Juglans microcarpa x Juglans regia, 1260 nucleotides long. RefSeq lists its product as uncharacterized. The record is from RefSeq and is a predicted model, not a curated record. Bases 182 to 1168 code for a protein of 328 amino acids. The transcript has 10 exons. NCBI's taxonomy places the organism in Eukaryota, Viridiplantae, Streptophyta, Magnoliopsida, Fagales, Juglandaceae.
UCCCGUCUAUAUAAGUUGUAUUAAAUUGAGACUUUUGAUGGAAGUAGGUACACCGUACAUUAGUAUUGAUGCAAUCCGAUUUAACUUCAUGGAAACGACAUCAUGGUCGUCGUCUGGACUUUGAUCCAACGUUUUCAUGUGUUUAUGAAUGUCAAAAUAACAGUAUAAAUAAUCUGAGAGAAUGGUGACGCCGAGGGGUCCGAAUUGGAGUCGGUGGAGCCAUUCAAAAACCGUAGCUUUGAUCUGGUUCACCUCCUUCUUCCUUUUCUACUCUCUCUUCCAAAUGGCCCUCCACAACUCCGCUCCUUAUCAACCCCCAACCUCUCCUCCUCCUCCUCCUCCUCCUCCUUCAGAGCAAAGGUCGAAAUUGUACGAUAAGAUGGAGAGGGAUUUGGAUGAGAAGGGGGCGGCUUUUCUUAAACAUGGUGAAACAUCUCAGUCCUUGUCACUUUCGGAUAUUUUCACUUUGAAGGAUGGAUCGGUAACACCUGUACUUAAAGCAGCAAACCCUCCCGUUCGGGCCACUGUUUUGUAUCUGAGCACAAAAUACUCGUUGCCCAUCUCGGAGGCUGUAAAGCAUAUAUUUAGUUCAUACUUUGACAAAGCAAUCUGGUUUCAGAAUUCCAGUUUGUACCACUUUAGCAUGUUCCAUGCCUCACAUCAUAUUGCACCUGUUCCUGCUACUGAAGAUGAGAUAGAAGUGGAAGCAAGGGCUGUUCACACUGUUGCAGAUGCUCUCUGCCCUUUAAAAAUUGUUUUAGAUAGGGUGGUUUUAACUUCAACUGGUGUGCUUUUGGGGUGCUGGCAGGUAAUCUCUGGGACCGAUCCCUUAACCAUUCGUGCCAAUUUGAGGACUGCACUUCCACACGCGCCACAAAAGCAACUUUAUGAUGCUGCUAUUCUUCACACAUCAUUUGCAAGGCUUCUAGGACACCCUAAAGCAUCACCAAUGGAGCUGCAUAAAACUUCAGAUGAAGUCCAAUUCUUCCAUAAGCUAGUUGCUCGACUAAACGAUCAAAUCCGAGGAUUUGAGGCAGAAGUAUCCGAGCUCUGGUAUGUAGAGGAAUAUGAUUUGCUGGCUCUUGCACUGGAUGGAAGAAUGAAAGUUCGCAGGUCUCAACUUGGCUGCUCAAGAACCCAAGAUUCUGAAGAUCAGAAACAUAAUUAACAAAAUAUUUUAUAGGUUAAUUGGAUACUUCAUUUUGGACGUGUCUAUGCUAUGUAGAUAUACAGACUUUAUCCUAUGCCUAUCUUUAUCAA